This is a messenger RNA of Opisthorchis viverrini, 306 nucleotides long. RefSeq lists its product as hypothetical. Gene Ontology annotation, molecular function: pyridoxal phosphate binding; glycogen phosphorylase activity. The annotation marks the transcript as partial. Gene Ontology annotation, biological process: glycogen catabolic process. The record is from RefSeq and is a predicted model, not a curated record. The transcript has 2 exons. Gene Ontology annotation, cellular component: cytoplasm. Lineage: Eukaryota; Metazoa; Platyhelminthes; Trematoda; Opisthorchiida; Opisthorchiidae.
GAUAUUAUUCGCCGUUAUCGGGGUGGUGGAGUGCCUCACACGACGUUUGAUGAAUUCCCCAAAAAAGUGGCGAUUCAGUUGAAUGACACCCAUCCUUCUCUUGCCAUCCCAGAACUGAUGCGCAUACUUGUGGAUCUUGAAGGCUUGAGUUGGAAGAAAGCUUGGGAAAUCAGUUACAACACCUUUGCAUACACGAAUCAUACCAUCCUGCCUGAGGCACUCGAGCGUUGGCCCGUUUCACUUUUGGAGCACAUCCUUCCACGACACUUGCAAAUCAUUUUCCAGAUCAAUGCAGAAUUCCUGGAG